AUGGCUGCGGCGGCGUCUAUCUCUGGAUCCCGCACCAGCUACCCUAGCGUCCCAAUGGCCCACAGCGGCCGGCGGCGCACCAGCGGCUGCACCGUCAUCAGGAGCUCCUUCGCGCCCUGCUCGCCGGCGUGCAAGCCCACGACGCUGCGGAUCGGCAGCAAGUGGGCGGAGCUCCAGGGCGCGCGGGACUGGGACGGCCUGCUGAGCCCGCUGGACGGCGCGCUCCGGGGCGAGCUGGUCCGGGACGGGGAGUUCGUGCGCGCGGCGUACGCCAGCUUCGACUUCGACGGCGGCGCGCCGUCCUACGGCUCGUGCCGGUUCCCGAGCCGCUCCCUGCUGCGCCGCGCGGGGAUGCCGGGGACCGGGUACCGGGUCACGCGCCUCCUCCACGCCGCGUCCACAUCGGCGCCCCGGUGGCUGCCGUCGCUGUCGCCGCCGUGCGGAUCUAGCUACAUCGGCUUCGUCGCGGUGUGCGACGACGAGCGCGAGAUCGAGCGGCUCGGCCGCCGCGACGUCGUCGUCGCGUUCCGCGGCACCGCCACGUGCGGCGAGUGGGUGGACAACUUCAAGUCCGGCCUGACAAGGCUCCCGAUCCCGACCGGCGAAGAGAAUGGAGAGGAGGAGGCGAUGGUGGAGAGCGGGUUCUGGAGGCUCUUCACGGCGCCAGGCGAGGCGCACAGCAGCCUGCAGCAGCAGAUGCGCGACGAGGCGCGGCGGAUCGCCCACGAGUACGGCGGCAGCGGCAUGCCGCUGCUGAGCAUCACGGUGACGGGGCACAGCCUCGGCGCCGCGCUCGCGGUGCUCACCGCCCACGAGAUCGCGACGACGCAGCAGCAGCGACAGGAAGAGGAACACAGCGGCGCCGAAGAGCCGGCGAUGAUGGUGACGGCCGUGUCGUUCGGCGGGCCGCGCGUGGGCAACGCGGCGUUCCGGCGCAGGCUGGAGGAGAGCGGCGGCAAGGUGCUCCGCGUGGUGAACUCGGACGACAUCGUGACCAAGGUGCCGUGGUUCCCGGUGCACGAGAACGACGACGGCAACCAGCCGGCGAAGGGGAUGAUGAAGGCGAGGGUGCCGAGGUGGGCGUACGCCGACGUGGGGCGCGAGCUGCGGCUGAGCCAGGCCGCCGGCUCGGCGUCCAACGUGGUGGCCUCGCAUGACCUCGACUUGUACCUCAAGCUCGUCGCUUCUUGCACAGACUUAGAUAGGAAAAUGACCUACGUAGACAAGUAG
Miscanthus lutarioriparius is the source of this 1230-nucleotide messenger RNA. The record is from the annotation of a GenBank genome assembly. Lineage: Eukaryota; Viridiplantae; Streptophyta; Magnoliopsida; Poales; Poaceae.